CAGGAAAACAAAAAAAAUCUGAACUAAAUUAAGAUGUAAUAGCAAUGCAUGAAUAGUUCCCUGAUAAACUUUGAAUUGUUUCUGUGAUUUAGAUUUUUUUGGCACAUGAUAAAAAAAUAAAGUGAAUAUAGAAUUUUUGCAAAGUAGAUAACCAAUAGAGAUUUUCACCAUUUUUUUGUUUCCUUUAUGAGAAUAAGAAGUCUAGGUCCUGUUUUCUGAUUUUCACAUGUUUAUAUAAGUAUAAACAAAAGUAAAAAAAAUUGCAAGCCAUUGAAUUAUAUUAUGUAUAUAUUUUAUCUUUAGAAAUAAAUUAUGGCUGUAAAUACUGGAGCUGGUUGGCCUCAAACUACUAACACUAACACAUACAACAACGCACCCGUUUCUUUGGAGCGUACACUUUAUCUCUAUCCAUUGAGCAAUUAUACGUUUGGGACCAAAGAGGCGCUAUACGAAAAAGAUAGUUCUGUUCAAGCAAGAUUUCAACGUAUGCGUGAUGAAUAUGAUACACUGGGUAUGAGAAGAAAUGUAGAGGGUUGCUUGAUUGUUCACGAGCACCAGCUUCCACAUAUUUUGCUUCUUCAGCUUGGUACAACGUUUUUUAAGUUGCCAGGUGGAGAACUUAUGCCUGGUGAAGAUGAUAGCGAAGGCUUGAAACGCUCAAUGACAGAAAUGCUUGGACGACCAGAUAUGACUGAAAAAAUCAAUUGGCAGGUAGAAGAUGUUUUAUCGAACUGGUUUCGGCCAAAUUUUGAAACACCAAUCUACCCAUACAUUCCUGCACAUAUUACAAAGCCAAAAGAGCAGAAGAGAAUAUUUCUCACUCAACUCCCAGAAAAAGCUGUUUUUGCUGUACCACGGAAUUACAAAUUAGUUGCAGCUCCUUUGUUUGAGCUUUUUGAUAAUCCUCAAGGGUAUGGGCCGGUUAUUGCAACACUGCCAAGUUUACUGAGUAAAUAUAACUUUAUAUACAUGUAAUGUUGUGUACUUGAUGUUUUUGCUGCCCAGAAUGACAUGGACAAACAAUUGAAAAGAAAUUGUUCUACCAAUACCAGAUGAUAUUGUGACAUUGCGAUGUUUCAUUUUUAACAGACUUACAUCAGCUUUUUAUUUUUAUUAUUUGAACUAUCAUUGGUUGUAUGUGUUAUACACCUCAAGUUAAUACAAUUUCAUCUUAUUCACAAUUUA
Messenger RNA from Hydractinia symbiolongicarpus, 1185 nucleotides. RefSeq names its product cleavage and polyadenylation specificity factor subunit 5-like. Gene Ontology annotation, molecular function: mRNA binding. The record is from RefSeq and is a predicted model, not a curated record. Gene Ontology annotation, cellular component: mRNA cleavage factor complex. The transcript has a single exon. Lineage: Eukaryota; Metazoa; Cnidaria; Hydrozoa; Anthoathecata; Hydractiniidae. Bases 313 to 975 code for a protein of 220 amino acids.